Molecule: messenger RNA, 603 nt
Organism: Parnassius apollo (apollo)
Lineage: Eukaryota; Metazoa; Arthropoda; Insecta; Lepidoptera; Papilionidae
Source: the annotation of a GenBank genome assembly
AUGUUACAUUAUAUAGUUUCUGCAACUAACAAAUACGCUAUUGAACAAAUAGCCAAGAAACCUAAUGCUUCUGCUGGUGCGCGUAACAACCAGUGGGUUCCAAUGAACUUUGUGGAGAUGAAGAAAUUCUUUGAAGAUGAUGAAGAAAAUAAGUCCGACCGUCUUCAUCGUAUUAGGAAGCUGAUGAACGAUUUGAAUGUGUCAUUUUGGCAAUAUUUUACUGCAAAUGAAGAUAUUUGCAUCGAUGAGAGUAUGGUGCCAUUUCGUGGUAGAAUCAUAUUCAGCCAGUACAACAAACAAAAGCGGCAUAAGUAUGGUGUCAAACUAUUCAAAUUGUCCUCUGUUCCUGGAUUUACACACAAAAUAAAUGUCUACGCUGGAAAAAACGAUAUUACAAACAGAACACCCACAAAUGUUGUGAUGGCUUUGUGUGAAGAUUACGUUGACACGGGGCAUACUUGGCAAACUGACAACUGGUAUACUAGCAUUUUGGACAAACAAACUCAUCUUAUCGGGACGGUCAGAAAAAACAGGCGGGUGCUUCCUCAAAAAGUCAUCAGCACCAAACUCAAGAGGGGACAUUAUUAUGCUGAAGAGAGUUAA